Seriola dumerili (greater amberjack) is the source of this 2842-nucleotide messenger RNA. Its product is annotated as angiopoietin-related protein 2-like. The coding region runs from base 280 to 1872 and encodes 530 amino acids. Lineage: Eukaryota; Metazoa; Chordata; Actinopteri; Carangiformes; Carangidae. The record is from RefSeq and is a predicted model, not a curated record. The transcript is spliced from 5 exons.
UCCGGUGCUGCAGAUGAAUGAAGCCUGUUCCUGGUGCAUGAUUGGACACUUAGACACCGUCUAACUCUGCAGAGACAUUGUUACAGCUGGAAGAUUUUCCUCAUGGUCUUUACAGGGAGUUGAUUCUGACCAUAGGUGAAGAAAUAAUAUGAAAAAGUUCUACUGACACAAUAAAGGACAGACACAGAGGACAUGUGGAAUGACUGUGACUGGUGAGGACCUGGAGUCAAACCUGCCACAAGGGCAAGGGAUAUAAGGAAACAGACGAGAGGAGGUAUUAUGCUGGUUCGGGUGCAGCAGGACUGUGCUAUGAUUCUCCCUGUCGUGGUUUUGCUGGUGCUCCUGCUGCUCUCUGGACCAGAGUCCUCUCUCCAGGGAGACACCCAGGAAAUCGGGAACAGUGAUGAGAUCCCAGAGGGAGAGUUCAUCUACGCACCAAAACGGCAGAAACGUGCCGUGGUGGACUACAGUGCCCAUCAGACGGACAAAUGCUCUUACACCUUUAUUGUCCCUCAGCAGAAAAACACUGGGGCCAUCUGUGUGAACUCCAAGGAGCCCGAGGCCUUGCUGGAGAAUCGGGUCAACAAGCAGGAGCUGGAGCUGCUCAACAGUGAGCUACAGAAGCAGAGGCUGCAGAUCGAAGCGCUGCAGCAGCUAGUCGAGGUCGAUGGAGGUGUGAUCAAUGAAGUCAAGCUACUGCGCAAAGAGAGCCGGAACAUGAACUCCAGAGUCACACAGCUCUACAUGCAGCUGCUGCACGAGAUCAUUCGCAAACGAGACAAUGCUCUGGAGGUGUCACAGCUGGAGACCCGCGUGCUGAACCACACAAACGAGAUGGGGAGGCUAGCCACGCGCUACCGUGAUCUGGAACAUAAGUACCAGCAUCUGUCAGCGAUCGCCAGCAACCAGAGCGCUCUCCUGGUGCAUCUGGAGGAGCAAUGUAAGCGGGGAGGAUACUCGUACGGCAGCGUGGUGCAGGAGAGGAGCCGUCCUGUCCGUCCACAGCCUCGUGUGAUCCCUCAGCCUCCUCUGCAGAGACCUGUACUCUCUCCCGGAGGCUACAGACCCUACCAUCCACCUACCUACACCCGCCACAUCAGCAACCCCAUGACCAAUGAGAUACAGAGUGACCAGAACUCCAAAGCCCUACCACCUCCGCUGCCCACAAUGCCGAGUGGUACAUACAGCUUCACGAACAAGCCCUCAGGUCCUUUCAAAGACUGUCUGGAGGCUGUGGAGGCCGGAUACACCACCAGCGACAUGUAUCUCCUAAAACCAGACAAUGGAAACAGACUCAUGCAGGUUUGGUGUGACCAGAGACACGACCCUGGUGGCUGGACUGUGAUUCAGAGGCGUCAGGAUGGCUCCGUCAACUUCUUUAGGAACUGGGAGACGUACAAGCAAGGGUUUGGAAACAUUGAUGGUGAAUACUGGUUAGGCCUCGAGAACAUCUACUGGCUGACAAACCAGGGCACCUACAAGCUGCUGGUGACCCUGGAAGACUGGACUGGACGGAAGACCUUUGCAGAGUAUGCAAGCUUCCGUGUCGAGUCAGAGGCUGACUCCUACAGGCUGCGGGUGGGCCAGUACCAUGGCAACGCUGGAGAUUCUCUCACCUGGCACAACAGCAAGCAGUUUACCACACUGGACAAAGACCAUGAUGUCUACACAGGUAACUGUGCCCACUACCAGAAGGGAGGAUGGUGGUACAAUGCCUGCGCUCACUCCAACCUGAACGGUGUGUGGUAUCGCGGUGGACAUUACCGCAGCCGCUACCAGGACGGGGUGUACUGGGCCGAGUUCAGAGGAGGAGCUUAUUCUCUGAAGAAAGUGACCAUGAUGAUAAGACCCAGUGCAAACACCUUCCACUAACACUUAAGUCAUUCAGAACUGAACAGACAGUUUCUUCCAAAGGGAUUUCAUUUCAUUUCAGUAUCACAACUUCCUCCUGUUCUUUUUCCUGUUGGUUGCUUCACAUUCAUAAAAUAGCUUCCAAAUGCUUGUUUUUUAUUUUAUUCCUCUUCCAGUAAUAGAUUUUACUUAUCUAGUUAGGCUCAUAAAUCAACAUUACACAUAAAUCAACAAAAGUACACACAAACAGACAUUAAGUGGUUGUAAUAUCUCAUCUGUGCUCUGGUUUGGCUUUUGUUGGUUUGUUGAAACACAAUAUAAAACUGUAACUUUAAUUUUAUAUCUCUGUAAAAUAGUAACAUAAAAUUGACUGCUGGCAAUAAACUGAUAUGUCAGAUUAUUAUUGGUGCUUAUAUUACAUGUGUAUUAUGUAUGUAUGGGAUUCUACAGGAAAGAAAGCUGGUUAUUUAUUUUGAUAUCAUUUUCUAGAAGAUUUCAGUAAAUCUGUCUCAUUAGUCGAGUUAUUUCCUCUUUAUUUCAUCUAAUAUCUUGAUUUGACAUUAGUAAGUAAAACAAUGGAUUUUCUGACAGAAUGUGAACAAAGUUCAACAGGUCAGCUUUUCUCACUAAAUACACCAUGCAUGAUUCUUGAACUGAACUGUGUAUGUGGAUUUUAAUGAGUCUAUAAUGACUAAUGUGUCUUGUUUGUGAGAUAUGAAGUAGCAAGAUGGGACCACUGUUAAAUUAAGGAUCAGUUUGGUACCAACUUUACAUACAACAGUUUUAUGCUCAUAAAAGGUAUCCACAUUUCAAAUUGACUUUAUUUCUAGUAUGAAACCAUAACAGGAUGUUAAAACUCUCCCAUGGAAGCUUAUUUGGUUGUUAAGUUAGGACAUGUUUAACCUAGUAUAUAGCAUACUGACUGGAAUCAGGGGAAAACAGGUAAAAAUACAAAAAUACACCUUCCAAUACGUCUCAACCUCACUGAGGA